Molecule: messenger RNA, 2571 nt
Organism: Amaranthus tricolor (Joseph's coat)
Lineage: Eukaryota; Viridiplantae; Streptophyta; Magnoliopsida; Caryophyllales; Amaranthaceae
Product: transmembrane 9 superfamily member 7-like
Exons: 7
Coding region: 142-2049 (635 amino acids)
Biological process (GO): protein localization to membrane
Cellular component (GO): membrane
Source: RefSeq, a predicted model, not a curated record
CGUGUGUGUGCCUUUGCUUCAUUUCCUCUAUAAACUUCUUUCUCACUCCUCCCUCAUUCUUUUUUGACAUUUUAUUUUCUACACUUUGCAAUUUCACUCUUCUUUAUCUCUCCCCCCUCAUUUCGAUCUGAAAGAUCGAAGAUGGGAAGCCAUGGCAGCCAUUCAUGGUUCUUCUCUCUUUUCUUCUUUCUUUUCCUUUUCUCACAAACUCAUUCCUUUUACCUUCCCGGUGUUGCACCACGAGAUUUCCAAAAGGGAGAUCCUCUUCAAGUUAAGGUCAAUAAGCUUUCAUCUACAAAGACCCAACUUCCUUAUGACUACUAUUUUUUGAAUUAUUGUAAGCCCAAGAAAAUUGUUAACAGCGCAGAGAACUUGGGAGAAGUUCUUCGUGGUGAUCGAAUUGAGAAUUCUGUGUACACUUUUAAAAUGAGAGAGGAACAGACGUGUCAGGUGGGCUGCCGUAAAAAACUCACUGCCGAGGAUGCUAAAAAUUUCAAGGAGAUGAUUGAUGAUGAGUAUCGAGUUAAUAUGAUUCUGGACAACCUUCCAGUUGCUGUAAUAAGGCAAAGGGGAGAUGGACAAGCCAAGGUUUAUGAACAUGGGUUCCGUGUGGGUUUUAAGGCAAAGUACUCCGGGAGUCAAGAUGAGAAGUACUUCAUCCAUAAUCAUCUAAUCUUCAAAGUGAUGUACCACAAGGAUCUGGAAACUGAUGUUGCUCGCAUAGUUGGUUUCGAGGUUACUCCACACAGUGUUGCUCAUGAGUACAAGGAGUGGAAAGAUGAAGAUACCCAAUUGGUGACAUGCUCGAAAAACAUUAUUCAAAGUGGCACCCCACCACUAGAGGUUGAUGCCGACAAAGAGGUUGUGUUCACCUAUGAUGUCACUUUUGAGGAGAGUGAUAUUAAAUGGGCAUCCAGAUGGGAUACAUAUCUUCUGAUGAAUGAUGAUCAAAUCCAUUGGUUCUCCAUCAUUAACUCUUUAAUGAUUGUGCUUUUCCUCUCUGGUAUGGUUGCGAUGAUCAUGAUGCGAACGCUUUACAGAGAUAUAGCAAACUAUAAUCAGUUGGAGACUCAGGACGAGGCACAGGAAGAAACUGGCUGGAAAUUGGUUCAUGGGGAUGUUUUCAGACCUCCACUAAACUCUAGCCUCUUGUGUGUAUAUGUUGGUACCGGAGUUCAAGUGUUUGGAAUGACUCUGGUUACUAUGAUGUUUGCGUUGCUUGGAUUCCUUUCACCUUCUAAUCGUGGUGGCCUGAUGACUGCUAUGGUUCUGUUGUGGGUCUUCAUGGGUUUGUUUGGUGGUUAUUCAUCAGCUCGUUUGUACAAGAUGUUCAAAGGCACCGAGUGGAAGAAGAACACGUUGAAAACUGCCUUCAUGUUCCCAGGAAUACUCUUCAGCGUUUUCUUUGUGUUGAACACUCUGAUCUGGGGGGAGAAAUCAUCUGGUGCUGUUCCUUUCGGAACUAUGGUGGCGCUGAUGCUGCUAUGGUUUGGUAUAUCAGUUCCAUUGGUUUUUGUCGGAAGUUACUUGGGAUUCAAAAAACCACCGAUGGAAGACCCAGUGAAAACAAACAAAAUCCCAAGGCAAAUUCCCGAGCAGGCAUGGUACAUGAAGCCCAUCUUCUCAAUUCUAAUCGGAGGAAUCCUUCCUUUUGGAGCUGUUUUCAUUGAACUUUUCUUUAUACUGACAUCCAUAUGGCUAAACCAGUUUUACUACAUAUUCGGCUUCCUUUUCAUCGUCUUCGUCAUCUUGAUCAUCACCUGUGCUGAAAUAACAAUCGUCCUUUGCUACUUCCAGUUGUGCAGUGAAGAUUAUAAUUGGUGGUGGAGAUCAUACUUGACCGCUGGUUCCUCAGCCCUAUACCUAUUCUUAUACUCCAUUUCCUAUUUCUUCACCAAGCUGGAAAUCACAAAGCUGGUUUCUGGGAUCCUUUACUUCGGGUACAUGUUAAUCGGCUCAUACGCAUUCUUUGUAUUGACGGGCACAAUGGGCUUUUACGCUUGCUUCUGGUUUGUGAGAAAGAUCUACUCUUCCGUGAAGAUCGACUAGUUAUCGGAACAGGUCAAAAAUUUAAAGGUUUUUACUGAGAAUUCUCGCGAAUCUGCAAUUCCACUCCAAACUGCAGAAGAACAAUAUAGGAAGAUUUUGUGUUGUAGAUUUUUGUAUGUUGAAGGUCAGCUGAAUUUUCGAACAUCGGGGCACGCAGAAACAAUUUUUAUUUUGCCAGACAGAGUCUUAGACCAGGUUAUGGCUGUGUACCAAUGUGCUAUAGAAUAUUACUCCCUAUAAUAUUUGUGCUUGGAUAACAUUUUUAAUACUUACUGCCAUUUUUAUUUUUAAUAUCAACAGAAUUGGCUUUCAUUGAAUGCUCACUAUUAGCUUCUUGCUGCUGUUUGUUGCGAGGGAUGCACAAAUGCCAUUUAUUUUGCCGGCCAAUGUCUUAGACCAAGUUAUCGUAUUUUUACACCAAGAUAUGUGCACAACUAAUAUCAAGCCAUCAACACAUUCUUGUUGACAAGGUUUAAACAUUUCCAUUUCAUAUGUUUCCCUGCUUUUGAAAAAAAAAUUAAA